Molecule: messenger RNA, 2995 nt
Organism: Spinacia oleracea (spinach)
Lineage: Eukaryota; Viridiplantae; Streptophyta; Magnoliopsida; Caryophyllales; Amaranthaceae
Product: heterogeneous nuclear ribonucleoprotein Q
Exons: 9
Coding region: 1082-2626 (514 amino acids)
Molecular function (GO): RNA binding
Source: RefSeq, a predicted model, not a curated record
UUUAUUUUUUUCGUUGUGCAAAAAAAUUAAACCGCAUAUGAAUUUUCUCUCUCUUCAAACUCUACAUCGUAGCUGCUCUUCAUCUCCUUCCUUCUCCUUGUAAAACCCUAAAUACUCUCUUCCGACAAAACCACCAUAUUGUAGUUGUAUCACCACCUCUACUCGGCGUUGCGGAUUUUCAAAUUGGGGGACUUCGAACCACCUCUUCUCCUCUGCUGCUGCUGUUAUUCUCGGUUUUGACAACAAUAUGAAUUUUGGAGCUUGAUGAAAUGUAGGUGGUGGUGGUUUUUGUUCACGAGAGGAUAGUGUAUUAGGUUAAGUUCGAACCCUUGAUGCCUCAAAAAGUUGGAUGAUUAAGAAGGCGUCAAUGAUAUUGAACCACUUCAACCAUUCAGCCUAAUUUCGCAGGCUUUUGUUUAUAACCCUUGUAUGUUAGCAUGGAAAUAUGAAAGUGGGGCCCUGGCUCAGGGACUGGAGUAAUUGGGAUUAAGUUGUUGUCUUUUCAAGUCGAAUUAGGAAUCCUAUACAUAAGCUAUAACAAAUGACAUUUGCAGAUUGUUCCCCUGUCGCCGGCUUAUCAAAUCUGGGCAGUUGACUCCUAUUAUGUCCGACCUGAAAUUAAUGUUACGAUUUUCUUUGGCUAUAAGCUACUUUGACAUCUAUUCUUUAUUAAUUUCCCCCUGUUUUUCUUGAUCUGCAUCCGUCAUUAUAAUUGCUAGAUAUAAACUUAGAAACCCGCCUUUUGCUUGUUUGAACAGAAGUCCCUAUCUAAUUAUUGGAUAGAAAUAUUCAUUUGCUUCGAUUGUUUGCACCUGUUGAGCAUCGCGUCGCCUCAUCCUCUUCAUUGUCAUUCAAUUUUCUUUCUUGCCUGUCUCUGUUAUUUCUAUUGUUCAUUCAAUUUUCAAACUCCUUGGUGCCGUAAAUCAUGGCACAGAUUCAUUUGAGAUUCUUACUGUGCAACUCCUUUUGGCCUCUCAAUUGCUCCUCCUUUCUACCAUUAUCUUCUUUCUUUUUGGGGCACAACCGGCUUCUGUGCUUCCUUCACAGUUAUUUAGCGACCCUACCAGAUUAGAUACACAAGAUGCCGAGGACAAGAGCCGCUGUUGCAGCAUCUACUGUCCCGGAUACAGAUGAGAAGGCCAGUGAAACAGAAAACGCGAUUGAAACUGAGGAGAAGGUAGAUUUGGAUGGAGAAAAUGAUCCAGAAGAAACAUUGGAGGAAGAGGUUGAGUAUGAAGAAGUUGAAGAGGAAGUAGAGGAAGAGGUGGAAGAAGAGGAGGAGGUAGAAGAGGAGGUAGAAGAGGAGGUGGAAGAAAUAGAGGAAGAAGAAGAAGAAGAAGAGGAAGAAGAAGAAGAAGAGGAGGAAGAAGAGGCUGAUGGUACUGAAAAAGCGGGUGAUACUGACAUCGAUAUGGAGGAAGGGGAUGAAAAAAAGAAGCAUGCUGAGCUACUUGCACUUCCUCCUCAUGGUUCAGAAGUUUACAUUGGUAACAUACCUCAAGUUGCUACCGAGGAUGACUUGAGGCGUUUUUGUGAAUCUAUUGGAGAAGUCAUGGAGGUGAGGAUAAUGAAAGGCAAAGAACCAGGUGAAAACAAAGGCUAUGCUUUUGUGAUGUUCAGGACCAAGGAGUUGGCCUCUAAAGCUAUGGAGAAAUUGAAUAAUACUGAACUGAAGGGCAAGAAAAUAAGGUGCUCCUCAUCACAAGCCAAGCAUAAGCUCUUUAUUGGUAACAUUCCUAAAACCUUGGGAGAAGAAGACUUAAGGAAUGCGGUUUCAGAGUUUGGGCCUGGAUUGAUUGCCAUUGAACUCCUGAAGGACCUACAAAAUUCUAGUCGCAACCGUGGGUUUGCAUUUAUUGAGUACUACAAUCAUGCAUGUGCUGACUAUGCUAGACAGAAGAUGUCAAAAGCUGAUUUUAGGCUUGGUGAUAAGUCUCCUACAGUCAGUUGGGCUGACCCUAGCCCUAAGAGUUCAAAUGCAGAAUCUUCUGCAGUGUCUGAGGUUAAGGCUGUCUAUGUCAAGAAUCUGCCUAAAGAUGUCACACAAGAUAUGUUAAAGGAGCUGUUUGGUAGACAUGGGAAAAUAACCAAAGUUGUGUUGCCACCUGCAAAAGCCGGGCAAGAGAACAGCAGAUUUGGCUUUGUGCAUUUUGAAGAUAGGUCAAGUGCCUUGAAAGCUGUGAAGAACACCGGGAGAUGUGAACUUGAAGGUCAAGUUCUAGAUUGCUCUUUGGCAAAGCCACAAACUGAUAAAUCAUCACCAGGGGCCAAUCAUCAGAGAUCAGCUUUGCUUCCUGGUUACGGGUCUCGUGUUGGCUAUGGUAUGUUUGGUGGUGCAUAUGGUGCUGUUGGUGCAGGAUAUGGUGCUCCAGGCCUAACUCAACCACUACUUUAUGGCGGCAGGAGUGCAGGUCCUGCUGGUAUGGCAAUGAUGCCGAUGCUUCUACCAGAUGGAAGGGUUGGAUACGUACUGCAACAACCUGGAGUACAUCCACAAACCCCUCCUCCACUACAGCAACAUAGAGGUGGAAGAGGAGGUGGUGGUAGUAGGGGGGGCUCCUCUAGUGGGGGAAAGCGUGGUGGUUAUAAUGGUGGACGGGGGCGGAGUCGUUACAACCCUUACUGAGAUUGAGUUUGAGGCCUGGGCCUGCUAUUCAAUCUGGAUGACUUGAAUCUCACGUUUAUUUACUUUAUGGUUAGGAUUAUAGGAAUUCUGUACUUGACAAAUGAAUUCAUCCUAUAUUAUCUUGUUGUAUAUUUAUUUGAUUUAAUGUCACGUUUAGCGAUAGCUGGCUUGGUUCACAAACGGUGAUAAUGAAGCCCUAGUUGAUGUUCUUUUGGGGCAGGGUAAGGGCUCAGAGGGUCUCGUUGCAUCACAGUGAACGAUACCCUCUAAGGCUCCAAUCUUGUGCCACAAUGCUUGAUAUUUGUUCAAAUCUGUAAAACUUUUACUAGUUCAACAAGCUUAUUGUUAUACUCAAUAUUUUUUUUACAA